Carlito syrichta (Philippine tarsier) is the source of this 1691-nucleotide messenger RNA. It is a transcript of the gene PMEPA1, whose product is annotated as prostate transmembrane protein, androgen induced 1. The coding region runs from base 40 to 753 and encodes 237 amino acids. The transcript has 3 exons. Lineage: Eukaryota; Metazoa; Chordata; Mammalia; Primates; Tarsiidae. The record is from RefSeq and is a predicted model, not a curated record. Gene Ontology annotation, biological process: negative regulation of transforming growth factor beta receptor signaling pathway. Gene Ontology annotation, cellular component: early endosome membrane; Golgi membrane. Gene Ontology annotation, molecular function: R-SMAD binding.
GAACUGGAGUUCGUGCAGAUCCUGGUCAUCGUGGUGGUGAUGAUGGUGAUGGUGGUGGUGAUCACCUGCCUGCUGAGCCACUACCGGCUGUCGGCACGCUCCUUCAUCAGCCGCCACGGCCAGGGCCGCCGGAGGGAGGAUGCCCUGUCCUCGGAAGGAUGCCUGUGGCCCUCGGAGAGCACAGUGUCAGGCAGCGGAAUCCCUGAGCCGCAGGUCUACACCGCACCCCGGCCUGCCGACCGCCUGGCCGUGCCCCCGUUCGCCCAGAGGGACCGCUUCCACCGUUUCCAGCCCACGUACCCAUACCUGCAGCACGAGAUCGACCUGCCCCCAACCAUCUCGCUGUCGGACGGGGAGGAGCCCCCACCCUACCAGGGCCCCUGCACCCUCCAGCUGCGGGACCCCGAGCAGCAGCUGGAGUUGAACCGCGAGUCAGUGCGUGCACCCCCCAACAGGACCGUCUUUGACAGUGACCUGAUGGACGGCGCCAGGCUGGGCGGCCCCUGCCCCCCCAGCAGUAACUCGGGCAUCAGCGCCACGUGCUACCGCGGGGGCGGACGCGUGGAGGGGCCGCCACCCACCUACAGCGAGGUCAUCGGCCACUACCCCGGCCCUUCCUUCCAGCACCAGCAGAGCAGCGGGCCGCCCUCCUUGCUGGAGGGGACCCGUCUUCACCACGCACACCUCGCCCCCCUGGAGAGCGUGGCCAUCUGGAGCAAAGACAAGGAUAAACAGAAGGGACACCCUCUCUAGGCGUCCCCGUGUUCCGGCCAGCCGCCACAGCGGAAGGGCCGGACACACCGCGCUUCUGGACGAGGGGCAGGAGGAGGCGGGGGACGCCGGCGUGCGGGUGGGCCAUCCUCUCCCACCGCCCGUGUAUAAAUAUUUACAUGUGAUGUCUGGUCUGAAUGCACAAGCCAAGAGAGCUUGCAAAAAACCACGUUUCUUUGUUGAGCUGUGUCUUGAAGGCAAAAGAGAAAAAAAAGCCCUACAGUAGUCUUUCUGUUUCUAGUUGUGCUGCGUGUGUGGACGCUUCCUUUUGUUUAUGAUGAUUUCACUUAACUUUAAAGACAUAUUUGCACAAAACCUUUGUUUAAGGAUCUGCAAUAUUAUAUAUAUAAAUAUAUAUAAAAUAAGAGAGGCUGUAUUGCGAGGGCAGGAGUAUUUUUGUAUUAGAAGAGGCCUAUUAAAAAAAAAGUUGUUUUCUGAACUAGAAGAGGAAAAAAAAAUGGCAAUUUUUGAGUGCCAAGUCGGAAAGUGUGUAUUACCUUGUAAAGAAAAAAAAAUUACAAAGCAGGGGUUUAGAGUUAUUUAUAUAAAUGUUGAGAUUUUGCACUAUUUUUUAAUAUAAAUAUGUCAGUGCUUGUUUGAUGGAAACUUCUCUCGUGUCUGUUGAGGGAGAAAUGUUGAGAUUGCAGAGUCAACGUCAGGCAGGGGGUGAGCCUCCCCCAGAGUCUGAAGAGGGGUCCUGUCCCCAGGGGGCUGCUUUCCUUGAAAAGUGGACGCUCUGUCCAGGGAUAGGUGGUCACCGCGUUAUACAUUCCUUCCCCAAGAAGACACAUUUCCACCCCCCUUCUGGGCCAGAACAGCCUUGAAAUCACAAACAGAAUAGGACAGUUACCACAGAGGCACCAAGUUCCAGGUGGUGGUUUUGCCUUUCCCAAAAUGAAAAUAAAAUGUUACUGAAGGAA